AGCCAAUGCGCGGUCGGGUGUACGAAAGACAGAAUUAUGAAUGGUAUUAAAUGGAACUCUACGCUACAUUACUAUCAUCAUAGGACUAAUACCCGAGAUGUGAACUCUAAUUAAUAUUCUCUCUCAACAACCAAACAUCGUCAAUGAAAAUUUUUGAGGAUGGAUUUAUUUUCAUAUUGGAAUUUAAUCGUCAGUACACACCUUUUAAAUAUGAAAAAAAUGUGAGUUGAUUUUCUUAUUCUACUGAUGUCAGGAGGAAAACUGAUUUCACUUUCUGUGCGAUAUGUGCUAAAUAUAUCAGAAAUGAAAAGGUGAAUAUUUACCACGAUUGUUUUUUAUUCUUAUGGAUUUCUAUAAUUUGUGAAGAAAAAAGUCUAGUUUGCUGAAUAAGUUUCAUACCACGAUGAAAUAUGAUCUCAUAUACAAACGCAUUAUUGUUUACUCUGCUGCUUAAAUAUCUACCCGACACUAGAGAUUUGCUGAUCAGAUAUGAGGCUCAACAGAUCCCAACUGAAUGGAUUAAUAUUAACAUAUCUAACAUUGUUUGAGAUCGUAUAUUUGACACAGGGCUGCAUUUUGUUGCUAAAUGGUUGGGCUCCCCUCUCCGUGUAUAACCGAACACUACUAGCGGAUGUGGUAGUCUCAGGAUAUGUGCAUGAAACUUACAAAGAUACCCGGUCGAAAGGAUUGACUUAUAGUGCCAAAAUAGAACUGAUUACCAUUUACAAGGGUCAGGAAUUGGUCGAAAAACUUACCUCCGUGUCAGGGAACACAUUUGUCAUAAGUAAUUUUGGGGAUAAGAAAAUGUGUUAUGCCGACAUCUCGGAAGAUGAAAUCUACAUAUUGUUUCUGACAGUAUACAAGGAAAGACUGUCGGCUAAGUAUGAUGAUAUCUUUGGUGCUGCCACUGAGCUCACGAAACCCAAAGAAGAAGAAAUAUUCAAACAGUUAGGUUGGAAUUUUUGGUCCUCAUGGGAAUCCUGCAGCGCCACCUGUGGCGGGGGAGUCCAGGUCAGGCGACGAGGAUGUAGUGAAUCGUCGUCCUCCUGCAAUCACACGGUGUCAGAGAGAAGGUUCUGCAAUGAAUUCUCCUGCAAAGGAACAACAAAUGUAUUGGAAGCGCUAGGACUCCUGCAACUCCCACACGGAGUCUCCGUAGAAUCCAACAGGACCUCGGCUUACAUUGUAAGCAGCGAAGCCAAUUUAUAUACUCCCCUCUCAGACCUUUACAAACACAGAUUUCCAAAGGAUUUCUCUGUAUUAAUCACUGCCAAACUGAAUUCAUCGUCCGGUGGUUAUCUAUUGACGUUUAGUGAUAUCAUGGGCCAACAGAAAAUGGCCAUAAAGUAUGGCAACAGACUUACCUUGGAAUACUAUGAUCAAAACGGACUACCUGGGCCUAAAUCUCCCGGAUUUAUGGAGAAUCUCAGCGAUUCCGCCUGGCACCAGUUUGCCUUUAGUCUAGAAAAUCAACAAGUGACUUUGUUUAUUGAUUGUGAGAAAGUGGGAUCCCAUUUCUUUGGGAGGACUAAGGAUCCAUUUGUUGGGGUCAACUUAAUGCUUGCUCUGGGUCCCUAUUUCGCCAGAUACGGUGUUCCGUUUCAGGGCUCUGUAGAACAGUUAGUCAUUGUCCAGGAUCCAAAUGCAGCAGCACAACAGUGUUCAAGUAAAUUACAGAAUGGAGAAAACUCAUAUGGUAGUGAACAAGCCGUGAAGGACGACAGUCAGGUCGGCAGGGUACAGAAAUUGACACAGUCCGAGCAAUCCAAACCAGAAAACACCACAGGCAAGGCACUUCUUAGAAAUGUGUCCACUGCAGCAUAUAAUACUCAAGAAAAACAAUAUGAUGUUGAUUGGUCGGAAUGGUCGACAUGUAGCGCCUCCUGUGGGAUGGGAUUUCAGUCCCGAACCCGGUACUGUGGCAACAAUGACAUCGAAAAUUGCCUGCAAAAGGAAAAUCAACUUAUUCAGACAAGACCUUGUGCGGGAAAGACCUGCUUUGAAUGUCCCACAGAAUGUUAUAACGGGGGUUCGUGUAGAAGAGACGGAAGUUGUGAGUGUCGGAAAGGUUAUAAAGGAAAACGGUGCCAAAAAGCCAUUUGCAAAAAGCGGUGUAAAAAUGGUGGAAAAUGCAUUCGUCCGGGGGUUUGUGCCUGUCCUCGAGGCUAUUUACAACCAACCUGUAAGGUUGGGUGUAAGAUUAAGUGUCAAAAUGGCGGUCAGUGUUUGAAAAGAAAUAAGUGCAAGUGCAAGAAGGGAUUCACAGGAAAACAUUGUUCCAUACCGAUUUGUCGGCGUGGGUGCGGUGCUGGUGGGAAAUGUAUUGCUCCAAAUAAGUGUUCUUGUCGAAAGGACUACAAAGGGAGACGAUGCCAGAAAGCAAUUUGCAAACCUAAGUGCAAAAAUGGCGGAAACUGUAUAUUUCCAAAUGUCUGCAAGUGCAAAGCGGGAUUCUAUGGACCCCAUUGCGAGCAAUAUAAGUGCAAGAGAAGGUGCAAAAAUGGCGGGUUUUGCAUCGGUCCAAAUAAAUGUAGCUGUCCACCAGGAUACUCAGGGAAAUGGUGUCAUAUAGGGCGAUGUAACCACCCUUGCCUAAAUGGUGGAAAAUGUAGAAACAAUAAAUGCCGAUGUGCUGCAGGAUGGAAGGGCAAACGAUGCACGAUUAGAGGUUGUAGUUAUAAGCUCUACACAGUUCCAUAUGACAGAUCUUACAAGCGAAUGGUGAGGGAAGAAUACACCACCAAAUGUGGGCCAUGGAGCUGGAAAUCUUGUGUCAAAACCAGAAUUCGAUAUGAAAUUGUAACAAAAACAAUGUACAGAUCAGCAUACCAAUGUGUCUGAAAGAACAAGAUGUCGGAGUGAUACCGAGAGCUUACAGAUUGAGUUGUCCUAUUCAGACAUCACCUAAAGCUGAAAAUAUUCAACAAGUGCUAAGGAGUCUGGGUUUUCCAUUAUAUCUACACAUUGUUUGAGAUGACAUUUGACGGCUGGCUGUGAAGAUAUUCAACUAACUUUAAGCAUUUGCUUGUUCGUCAGUAUUUGAUGAAAACAACAUUUUAUAAAUCUCUAUUGCACGGCUGGAACCGUGAAGACAGAAGAGACAGAGUUUACCUAUGUUUGCAAUACUGAUAUCCUCAUCCUUGAAAUACCUCAGUCCAUUUUGUUCACUUACAUUCCAUGACAUGCACAUGAAGAGGCAAAUAAUGACUCAUGCUACAAAGAAUGUUCAAGGUUGAAACACUCCAGUCCCCUAUGAUGAAGACUAUCUGAAUGAAUACAUGUAUAUUCAGUAUUUCAUUCAGAUUGAAAGUUUUUCUAAAUAUCAAUACAUGUAAAUGAUGUUUUAGCCAUAACUGUGCAUGCAUCCCCCUCUACACUUAUAAUUUAUUCUUUGAAUAAUCAUGCAUAUUCAUUAAAAUCAUAAAAUAGUU
Molecule: messenger RNA, 3431 nt
Organism: Ostrea edulis (European flat oyster)
Lineage: Eukaryota; Metazoa; Mollusca; Bivalvia; Ostreida; Ostreidae
Product: protein kinase C-binding protein NELL1-like
Exons: 15
Coding region: 490-2841 (783 amino acids)
Biological process (GO): receptor clustering; anatomical structure development; G protein-coupled acetylcholine receptor signaling pathway
Cellular component (GO): cell surface; extracellular region
Molecular function (GO): laminin binding; signaling receptor binding
Source: RefSeq, a predicted model, not a curated record